Messenger RNA from Aspergillus terreus NIH2624, 1554 nucleotides. RefSeq names its product basic helix-loop-helix domain-containing protein. Gene Ontology annotation, biological process: regulation of transcription by RNA polymerase II. NCBI's taxonomy places the organism in Eukaryota, Fungi, Ascomycota, Eurotiomycetes, Eurotiales, Aspergillaceae. The transcript has a single exon. Bases 1 to 1554 code for a protein of 517 amino acids. The record is from RefSeq and is a predicted model, not a curated record. Gene Ontology annotation, molecular function: RNA polymerase II cis-regulatory region sequence-specific DNA binding; DNA-binding transcription factor activity, RNA polymerase II-specific; protein dimerization activity.
AUGACUGAAGCGAGUGUUUUUAUCAAACACGAUCCUGACGAGUUCAACAGUGAUCCGAAUCAGUCCAUCAUGUCGCACUCCGGUUACACCAUGUCCAACCAGUUCGGGAACACCAACGACGGUGUGGACCCUUCCGAACUAACCAUGCAGAACAGCGGAUUCAUGUCCUAUCCGUUUGGUUCCCAGCAGAAUAUGUCAUCCAGUUUCAACUUUGGCAAUUCCGGAAUUGAUACCGAUGAGCUGUUGGACCUGGAAAUCAGUGGCCAGAACGGAAUCCAGCGUGGAGACAGCAUGAACUUCAUGCAGGAUCAACACAGUGCCGGAAUCUCCAUGAGUCAUCCCGGCCAGAUGUCGCAGAUGUAUUCGAACACCCCGGAUGGUGCUCCCAUGCACAGCCCGUUCAUGCAUAACAGCUUCAACUAUGACCAGUUCCGCGCCAUGCAACACGGACAGCCUGGCUCUCACCUGCAAAGCGGCUCCCAUUUCGAACAAAGCUAUAUGAAUUCGAAAGGCCGACCUGGCUUGCAGGCCACUGAGGGUCGUAGCCCGAUGACCCCCAAGACCCCCGCCAUGGGCGCUUUGACGCUGGGAACACCGGAAUCGGGUAGUUUCCCGACGCAACCGAUCCGUACCGGCCUCCACCAUCGGCACCAGAAGACCCUUUCGAACCAGUGGGAUGGUACGCCCGGAAGUGCCCAGUCUUAUGGCGUGGAAUCUCCUAUCUCGUCCCCUCCCCAUGCGCACCAUGCCGGGAUUUCGGAGAUCCUCAAAUCUGGAAAGCAUGCUUCCUUGCCCGCGAAGGUUGAUACCCACAUGCCAGGUUCUGCCCAGGAUUUGGAGUCUCAAGAAGCCAAGCGACGCCGUCGCCGGGCCUCCCACAACCUCGUGGAGCGCAGGCGACGUGACAAUAUCAACGAACGUAUCCAGGAUCUGUCGCAUCUGGUCCCUCAACACCGCCUCGAGGAUGACAAAGUUCGGAAGCAACUGGUCAACAACACUGCCAUGUCCACCGGAUCGAGCUCCAACCCUGCCACAUCUCUUCUGGCCGGUGGGAAUGGUCGUCGCGCUACUGCUGGUAACAUCACCAUGGGCCUUCCUAUCGAGGAAAAGGAGAAAGGACCGAACAAGGGCGACAUCUUGAACGGUGCGGUGGGAUGGAUGAGGGAUCUGAUGUGGGCGCUGCACGUCAAGAUCCAGCAGGAGUCGGAGCUUGCGGAGUUGAUCUCCAGUCUCGGUGGCACGUGGCCAUUUGAACAGACCGAAGAAGAGAAGCGCAUGCGGACGGAGAUUCUCGAUGCGCUGGAGAAGAAUGAUCCCAACACUUUCGCUUACAGCCGAGCUCCGGGAAGUGGACUGCGCGUUCCCAAGCACACGAACUUGGCCGGUGAACCCGUCUCCAACAACGGCACCUUGAGCCCGCAGAGCCUUAGCCCACCAUUCAACGGGGGCAACACGAACAACGGCAGUACUGGACAGGCGCAGUACUGGAGCAGCUCCGGUCACGCGGGGAUGAGCUUCAAGGAAGAAGAUGAAUAUGCCAUGGAGAUGAACUAG